Messenger RNA from Scleropages formosus (Asian bonytongue), 2723 nucleotides. RefSeq names its product phosphatidylinositol glycan anchor biosynthesis, class L (gene pigl). Gene Ontology annotation, molecular function: N-acetylglucosaminylphosphatidylinositol deacetylase activity. The coding region runs from base 88 to 936 and encodes 282 amino acids. The transcript has 8 exons. Gene Ontology annotation, cellular component: endoplasmic reticulum. Lineage: Eukaryota; Metazoa; Chordata; Actinopteri; Osteoglossiformes; Osteoglossidae. The record is from RefSeq and is a predicted model, not a curated record.
UUUUUCCUGUUUACAUUGUCAUAUUUAAUUUGGACUAAACACGUUUUCAGACAGUGUCAGAAAAGGUCAGACCAUGCGCGUUUGAAAAUGUUAAUUAAAAAUGAGUCUGAAACGGUGUUCAAGCCGUCGGUGAAUGUCCGAGCGCUGCUCAUAAUCGCACAUCCGGAUGACGAGUGUAUGUUUUUCGGUCCUGCCGUACUGAGGCUCCGGCAGCUGGGCGCGCGACUACAAGUGCUGUGCCUCUCCGCAGGUAAUUACUAUCAUGAAGGAGAGCAGCGAAGGAAAGAGCUGUUUGACAGCUGUGGUGUGUUGGGAAUUCCAGCCUCUCAAGUUACCAUCAUUGACAACAAAGAGCUUCCAGAUGAUCCUUCAGUGGUAUGGAGCACACAUAUUGUAUCCUCCCUCAUUCUGAAGCAAGUUAAGGAGAGCUCAACGAACCUGGAUUGUUGGACACAUUCAGCUGUUUCCCACAGCCAAAAAUUUGGGGCAGCAGGUGGCAUAGUGGUUAGAGCUGCCACCUUGCGAAGGAUCCUGAUUCAAAUCCUACUGCAUGCUAUAGUAAUCUUGAAGAAGGUGCUGACUUUUGAUGGAAGGGGUGUAAGUGGCCAUGCUAACCACAUUGCCAUCUACAGGGGACUAAGCUAUCUUGCCUCCACACGGACAAAACCUAAUGGCUGCUGUUUCCUUGCACUGCAAAGUGUCAGCACUGUCAGGAAGUAUCUCUCCCUUCUGGACCUGCCCAUCACCUGGCUAUGCAAAUCUGAUUUCUGGUGCAUCACAGGGUUUGAGGAGUACUGCCAAGCAAAGAGAGCGAUGUUUUGUCACCGCAGCCAGUUACUUUGGUUCCGGUACUUCUAUCUGCUCUUCUCCCGCUACAUGUUCAUCAACACAUUCCAAGUCAUCACUCAGCGUGAAGGGAACCUCAAAAUCCAGUAGUUAUAGAUUGUCAUUCUGAGAGACAAAAUCAUGGUCAACAUGGGGCUGUUUGUAACCUGUUUUCAGGAGUGAAUUAAUUAAUCAAGAAUUAAUUAAAAGUUAUUGUACACUGGGUACAUGGUCGAAACAUUCAAGUUUCAGCAUUAAGUAGGAAUUUAUGGAAUGCAUUUUUAUUUCCAGUAAUUUUAGGUUAGUGGGCACAGAAUGUCACCAUUCCCUUCAAAAUGUGUACUUUUUGUUUGACACUCAGGAAAAAAAUACAAAUUAUGCUUGUUUCAUUUUUAUUUACACACAAUAACCCCCAGUAGACGAGUUUUAAAAAAAAUCUCAGAUAUUCUGAAAAUUAAUAUUACGAUAGUAAAAUAUGUUAUUUGAAAAAGUGAACAUCUCCCUUGCCAUUGUAUUUGUUGCUCAGCUCUAACCAGUUGUAAAACAGAUCAAAACAGCCAACUAAUUGGCUCACACCUGUCAUCGUUCAUGGUGAUUCUGAUUAGUUCAGAAUAAAGGGAGCUGUUUCCAAAGAACUCUGCUGCUUGGAAGUGCAUUUCAAAGCAAAGAAUUCACAGUUGCCCAAAAGAUGGUUUCAAAGGAAUUUGGAGAUACAGUUCUGGAAAGGCACAAGUAAGGAAAUGGAUAUAGAAAAAUGUCAAAUGAUUUAAGUAUCCCAUAAAGCACAGUUAAGACCAUCAUUUGUAAGUGCAAGGUGUUUGGCACCACCUAGACUUUACCUAGAUUAGGCCUUCCCUCCAAACUGGGUGACCAAACAAGAAGGAGACUGAUCAGAGAGGCUACCAAGAAGCCGAUGGCAAGAGCUACAGGCCUUUAUAGCAAAGACUGGUCAUUAUGUGAAUGUGACAACAGUAUCAUAAGUGCUUCACAGAUCUGGCGUGUAUGGUAGGAGGGCAAGAAAAAAAGCCUCUCCUUAAAAAAAGCUAAACAUCUGAUCUUAAAAGCACCUUCUAAAAAUCAGUCCAUUUGGCAAAAACCCAAUACAUCUUAUGAUCCAAAGACCAUUAAUCCUACAGUAAUGGAUGGUGAUGGCAGCAUACUGUUGUGGGGCAAAAUAGAUUCAAGUUCUUUGAGAAAAUUUGCAGCCCUCAGCCAGGAAGUUGAAAGAUGGGUUGUCUUUCAGAAUAAUAAUGACCCACAGGAUUCUGUCAAAGCAAUCAUACAGUGGCUGAAAGACAGGAAGGUGAAUAUCCUGGAGUGGCCUUUUCAGAACUCUGACAUAAAUCCCAUCUUGCAUGAAUCACUUGAAGAGGUCAUCCAUCUGUAGUCGUCAAGCAAUCCGAACAAUUCUGUAAGGAGCAAUGAGUAAAUAUGCCUUCCUGUAGGUGUGCAAAGUUUUUAGAGAUGUACCAUACAGACCCAAGGUUAUGCUUCCACUAAAUAUUAAAGUAUUCUCUUAUCUACCCCAGUUAUUCUACUUUUUUUUAAUUUUAUUUUAUUACACAGAUUUGCUUUCUUUUCUACUUGUAUGUUGCAAAGUACAGUUUGUAAAUAAAACUGGAAAUUUUUGAUUUGAUGAAAAGGGGCCAAUGGCUCAAUUUUAAUGUAGCUCAAUGUUAUUAAAGUUAAAAUAACAUAGCUAAGUAUUUUUUGUUAAGUUGAAAGUGGCUAGAUGCUGAUGAAGGUUGCUGCUUGAUGAAUGUUUUAGUACUUUGUGCCACAUGGCCUGUGUUUCCAGGAUAGGCUCUGGAGCACAGUAACCACAUAAAGGGUGAGUCAUUGAUGCAAAUGGUACAAAUGAAAUAAAUCCUUUUUUUGGUUGAUUUACUGUAAUUUUA